Trematosphaeria pertusa is the source of this 5398-nucleotide messenger RNA. RefSeq lists its product as uncharacterized. The coding region runs from base 135 to 5306 and encodes 1723 amino acids. The transcript is spliced from 2 exons. Lineage: Eukaryota; Fungi; Ascomycota; Dothideomycetes; Pleosporales; Trematosphaeriaceae. The record is from RefSeq and is a predicted model, not a curated record.
GUUUACGAGAUCGAGAUGUUAACUGAAGAGCAAGAGAAAAUUUGUUGGAUAAGAGAGCGGGGCUGAAGGCUGGAGUUUCUGGUCCGCGUCGCGCAAGGUGGCGUGAAAAAGCUGUCGCCAAUGCAUUGACGAGCAUGCAGCCACACCGGCUCUCUCAGACGCCACGAUUCUCAGUUGGGGUAUGUUAUCAGGUCAUCAGCUCAUACAAAGAGGUCCCAUUGGGUGGCUAUGACCUAGCAAAACUCUCGUCAAGGCGCAUGAUCCGCCGUCUGGGAUUUCGCUACCUCAGUAAUAACCGACCUGAGCACCACCAAAAACCGAAAACAAACGCCAAUGCCCGUGCACUAACUAUCUGCCGAGUGUGCGCAACAGACUUUUCUCUCAGGAUGUCUUCGCCCUUCCAACUACCUGUUGAAUUCGAUGCCUGGAGUAUUGAAAGCCUUGACCAGACACGCAAGUGGGCCCUGAAGAGGGCAGGGACCAUGGAAACUCACGAAAUAGAGGAUCCAUUCGAUGAAAUUCAAGAUGCCUUGCUACGAUGGUAUCUAGAGGAAUAUCCCAUCCAUGAUCCUCUGGAGAGAACCAAAGUCUCGUACGCGACCACCAACCUCUGCCGGUAUUCAGAUCGCCUUGCCCAGCAGGUGGUGCAGUUAGUUGGUGACCCUGAAGAGAAGCAAUGCUCAAUCACAAUCCGUCAGAUCGACGAUGCAAGACCAGGGCAGUCGGUGCAGAUGAUCCACUGGGAAGUCUUAGAAGCUGCGUUCGACCGGGAGAAGACCACGUUUUCUUCUGUAGCUGUGAGCCGGACAAUCUCAGAAACACAUCCGUCAAAAGCCCCGAGCCUACCUGGGGACUCGGAGCCUUUCCGCAUACUACUCGUGGUUGCGAGGUCGGAUUUAACUGAGAAGCACCAUCGAAUCAUCUCCUCGACCCUCAAGCACAUCGUUACCGGCCUUGGGUCGCGACCGGUCGAGCUCGACAUUGUCCGGCCUGGAACCUAUCGAGCGCUGGAGGUUUAUCUUGACCAAUGCAAGAAACGCAAGAGAAGAAUUCACCUCGUUCAUUUUGACGUGCAUGGGGAGGUCAAAACCUCAAAAGACACACAACAAGGUCCCCGGUUCAGAAACUUCUUACGGUUUUACCCCAAAUCAGAACGCGACUCCGGUCUCAUUGGAGCAUGUAGGGUGGCAACUCUCCUAUCUAAGCACGAAAUUCCCAUGGUAGUUCUCAAUGCCUGCGAGUCGGCCCGGAGCGACGCGGGACCUGAAGCAAACUUGGCCCAGGCCUUUCUGGCAUCUGGAGUCCCUUUUGUCCUUGCCAUGUCUUACAAAUUGCUCGUAAGCGGGAUGGCUACAUUCUUCUUUCAUUUCUAUCGAUCCUUCUUGAAGCAUCGGAGAGACUUCUGCCAAGCUGCUUCCGACGGCCGGAAGGCUAUGCGCAUCCACCGUAAACGACAGGCGUAUUUGGGAAUAGACAUUGAGCUUCAGGACUGGAUCGUCCCGGUGACCUAUAUCGCAGAUGGAAUUCGAGCGUCCGAGUUCGUAAUCCCCGGCUCACCGAGCACUGGAGAUGGCGCCGACGUUGAAGACCAGCCUCAUUGGGAAGCAUUGCGUUACAAUGACCUGUCGUUUGACAUCGAAGUCCUCAACGUUGAGACUAGGCUUUUGGAUCCUUGGAGAUGCGGGUCGGGUCCUAUCGUCAACAUCUACGGCUUCAGCGGUGUCGGGAAAACGGCGUUCCUUCGUCACUGCCAGACUUGGUGGAUGGAGACAUCAAUGUUCGACCGAAUCUUCAGCUACUCCUUCCAAAGCAAUAGACCCUACCAACCGAACGAGAUUGUACUUUGGCUAGCACAUAAACUCCAGAACGAGAUGCUCGCACAAGAUCCGCACAGUUCGCUGUGUACGAUACAGAGCGGGGUGUCGAACCCGCUCAGCAUCAUAAAAUUGUACAUGAGGACGACCGGACUUGGAAAGCGUGUCCUUCUCAUUCUGGAUGAUUUCCCACAGAUGGUACAGGGAGACACUCCUGCAAUAAAACCCCUUCCAUACAUCGAUCAAAAGAACUUGAGCGAGACGUUUGAGAGCUUGAGCUCUUCACACAUCUACGUCAUUGUGUCUUCUAUUUCGAUGGUCCCAUUCAUUGAUGCACGGCCACUUGAAACAGGCAAGGGAGACGAGAUCUUGCAGCCUCCACGGUUGCUGGGUGACCCCCUACCAAAAUCUUCCCAUUACAAUAUGCCGGGCAUCAGCGAGCCAUUAUCUAUCGGAUUCCAUGGAGAUGCUUCAUUUUGGGCAACGCUGACUAAUACGGAUACGACUGCUGCGCUGCAGGAUAUCGUUGACUAUUUUGCCGACUUACCAUCCUUAAUUCGAGCAGAUAUUUUGGAGAUCAUGAACGAUGCCCACCGAACUGAGCAGUCUGUACUUUCUCUCAGAAAGUCAUUGCUCCUGGGACGUUAUCCAUUUAGCACACUGAGUGAGGAUGGAAUGCGAGUCUUGCAUUCGCAACCGGCUUACCGCGCCUCCAUGGAGUAUUACGAGAAGCAAAGUGGCCUUGCAAAGGCUGUUUUGCUUGGUCUUUCCCUGUUCACAAGGCAUCUCGGAAUCCGAACAGACUCGUACAUCCUCCGCUAUGUUCGAUGUCUGAAAGAGGCCUUUCCUCGCUACUUCUCACGAUUGUGUACAACAACGGUCAGAGAUCACUGGUACCAAGACGCAUUGCGACGAAUGUCAUACUACUUCCAGACGCGAAGCACUCUUGAGGCCCAGGCGUUGGAAGUGCUCUCUCAAACAGUCAAUGACUUGCGCCUAUUAGGCUUCCUCCGACCUGAGUUCGCCUACUUGAAAGGGAAGCAAGCGGAUGAGUUGGAACACAUUCCUAUAUACCGGAUACACCCUCAACUUUCUUUGUUCCUACGCCAGGCCCUCGAAAACGAGAUCUCUUCAACUAUAGCAGCCCGGGGCUACACACCCAGAGAAGUUCGCUCGAGGCUAGACAAGGUAUUUAUCGAGCAUCAUCGAGAGAGAAUUGAGUCUUUGCAGUCGGCCGAAUUGAGGUCCCCCGAGCAAGCCAUUACAGUAGUGAACCAUAUCGCUGAUGAACACUUUGGGAAGUUCAACCUUCUGGGCGCAUUACUGAUGUGGAUUGAAGAGGACGCAAACCAUCGGGACUUCGAGUAUCCACUAAAGUUCUUCGAUUGGUUCCUUGCUCCCUGGCCGCGAUUGACAUCCAGGACCUAUUACGGACCCAGUAUUCUGGUAUCAUACAUCAAAGAGACAAGGGAGCGAAUUUCCCAAGUCUGCGGAGAGCUAGCGAAGGAGACGAAACCGGAGAAAGGCCAGUCCCGAUCAAAAGUAGAAGCACGCUUGCCAAUGCGCCGGCAAUUCUACUCGGCCUUGACCCUCUUACUGCGUCUCUCAAAUUGGCUGUCGCAUUUCUAUAUGGUUUCGGGCCAGCCUGAACUCGCCGUUGCCGAGACAAAAAGGUCUGCCUUGAUGAUAUCCACUCAUCUUGGCCCUUAUCGGGCUGUGGAACCUAUGCUGCUCGCCGAUGCUUAUCUGCAGUUUCUAAGUGGCCAUUUCGGCUCCAGCCGCCGCAGAUCUCAGCCUAUAUCUCUCGAUAGCCUGGCGCCAGAGGCUGAAAGAGAGCUGGGGAUAAUGGAUAGCACACCAGGUCUCAAGCACGAAGAGCAGCUUGCUGGUCUCUCCUAUCACCUGCUCCAGAGGGCAAGUGUAGCCACUGUACGGACAUUUGAAAGAAGUUAUGGGGAGAUGGCGGCCCAGUUUGAGAGGCUUCUCCAUUGGUCGAUGGAUACGGACAAUGAAACGGAGCGGCAGUGGACUGCACUUACCAACAAGCUGAUGGCCAAAGGCUGGGCUGACAAGCGCGCUACAGAGCGGUGGGGAUAUAGAACUCGAGAGGAAAAAGAAAACGUUGAAAAAGAGAAUGAACUCCUUUUCCGGCGCACUCUGGCCGAGCUUGCGAAAUUUCCCCAGGAAUGGUUUGACGGGAUGUUGCAGCGCUUUUCCGCCAUCCUGCAAGGGCUCACCGGGAAUGCGAUCGCUAUUCCGGAAGGACAGAGUCUUGAUGAGACACUAGUCACCAUGGCGCAACGGGACGAUGAGCAGAUUCCGAGAUUGACAUCUGGGGGCAACGAGCUCACCGAUCUUUACGAAAGCGUUAAGCGAGCAUGGCAGGAUUUGCGUCGAGGAACAUCACCAGAUCAGGUAUUCGAUGCCAUUUUCCCGCGAUUCAAGACGUUCUUCGAAUACUACUGGAGACGGAGCCUGCUGCAGAUGAUCGAAUUCAGCAUGCGUUAUGUCGACCGGACAAUGUCGGCCUCCCUAAAUCAACUCCUUGUUAAAGACUACAUGACCCGGCGCGACUGGGAGGGAUUGAAUCAGUACCUCCAUAACCUAGACCUCGAAAAGGAGCAUGGGGGACGGACUCAGUUUUAUGCUGUACAAGGGAUCUGCUCUCUCUACCUGAAGAAUGUGAACGAAGCGGGACUUUACCUGACGAAGGCUUUGCGCAGCCUUGAGAAUCGUGAGGAGUGGUUCUUUAGCAAUUUCGCUAUCUUCGGUUUCGCAGGCGCUUUUACAGUACAGGUCGAGAUUCUCCGCCUUUUGAUUGCUGUUAAAUACGAGGCUGGGGAUGAUUCCACUGUUUGCCCAAUCUCGGCCUGGCUGCUGUUUCUCGACGCGCUGGCGUUUGGCUAUGCUCCAUCGAGCAAGAUCCUAUACUGUCAGAACGGAGCACUCCUGGAACAACUGACCGAACAUUACCUGCCGUACCCGUCGCAAACCCGGGACGCUAUGCGCGUCGUAGAGCUUCCACAGGAAGAAGAAUACGGAUGUGCGAUGCUACACUAUGAACCCAGCAUUGACCCGGACGAUCGCAGCGUGAUAAUCCCGGACGCGGAACGCGACCUUUAUCUUCUGAUCGAGUUUCUGUACCGCACAAGGAUCAGGUCCCACGUCGACCUCCAGUUUCCCGAGACUAUCUAUCUGAAAGCGAUGAAGUACUUCGUCCGUCACUGCGAGCGGUCCCCUAUUACGCGGCUUCCGCCCGAUGCAGCUUCCGUACUGUUCCUCAGAGCCCUCAAAGAGGAACUUGUGUGCAACCCGGCAGCGCGAAAGGAUACGAUUGAACUUUUCGAGCAGUUUCUUAUGGGGAAGAGCGUUGUAGGGGUACCCCAUAGUCUCAUUACCAUGGACUCGUGCCCGGUGUUACCAGAUAACUAUGAAGGCAUGCUGGACGAGAACGAUGAGACAGCUUUGUAUGCGAUGUUUGAUGAGGGUUAGUGGCUCCUCUAGUUGAGUCAAUUGGUUCAUCGCUCGGUGUCUGCUCUUGCUGUUGUUACAGAUCCACGUGCGUUACAAUCGAGCGCCGCAGA